Phialemonium atrogriseum is the source of this 860-nucleotide messenger RNA. RefSeq lists its product as uncharacterized. NCBI's taxonomy places the organism in Eukaryota, Fungi, Ascomycota, Sordariomycetes, Cephalothecales, Cephalothecaceae. The record is from RefSeq and is a predicted model, not a curated record. Bases 139 to 618 code for a protein of 159 amino acids. The transcript has a single exon.
UCUAAAGCGCACACGAAGUCGGUCGGCAGCUCAGUGUUUUGCUCCGUCGACAGCAAGCACGAGGCGGAGAUAUACGCUGAAGGGGUUGUCGCAACGUCGGACUCGAGCGCCGCGGUCUAGUUUACCGGACGCACUCGCAUGGCCGCCUUUACCAAUUGCGACAUCACGGGUGCCGGCCCUGCUACCGUCAUCUCAUCACCUGUCAAAUCCGGCGACUCGCCUCAGACACUUCUCAGAUUCGUGAACACUCAUCUCUCCGCCACCGGCAACCGGUCACCGAUAUUCCUUCUUGCCAAGAGCGAUGCUGACAUCCACCUCUAUAACACCAAGUUGACACCGUCCGCUUCCAAUCUCAUCGCUGCCACCGCGUGUUAUGGAGCCCUGGAUAUAUCCUUGACAGCUGGAGAUUGCGACCCCUUUUCGGCUACAUUUACUAUAUCGGAAUCCAAGCUCAACGGCGAUGUUGAACCUCGGUGGCCUUCCACGUUUGUCUGGGCACUCGACACUUAUACUGCCUGGACAGGGAGUGUCAGGAUGCCCGGCAACUCAACCGUGUGCCCUCAGAUAAACAUUUUCCUGGACGACACAUCCACGUGGAACGUCACCAAGGAAAGCUAGGUGCAGACCCUGAGGACCCCACGUCUUGACUUGUCGAAUAUCUAUGCUGGCCCGGGUGUCAUUGUUCACUACAACGCCAGUGCCCCUUACAAUGCGUACCUGGGGGGCAAGAGAUUUGUUGCACAAGGCGGUGGCUCUGUAGAGCCAUUCUAAUCUCUGGCUGUCCGUGUGCGCGUUGGGUUGUUGGGGAAAUGAUCACUCGACUCGAUGUUAUUUUUACGAAGUUUCGGAUGGACAAGAUC